Molecule: messenger RNA, 489 nt
Organism: Aspergillus luchuensis
Lineage: Eukaryota; Fungi; Ascomycota; Eurotiomycetes; Eurotiales; Aspergillaceae
Exons: 1
Coding region: 1-489 (162 amino acids)
Source: RefSeq, a predicted model, not a curated record
AUGGGGCGGCGAUCUGUGGACCGUUCCCCGACACCUUGUCCUCUUGACGUGUAUCAGGAGAUUCGCAAGGUCCGAGCACCGGAGGCCCACAGAGGCCCGACAGUCAAGCGCGAGGAAAGGCCCUCAGUUAUGCCAGGGCCAUACCCCAAGGAAGCGAUUCCACUAGCUUCUGGAGUCCAGACAUCUAGCCACUCCCCUCCACCAGCUGCAGGCUCACCAACCCCGGGGGCUACAGAAGCUGCGGAGGCUAGUGGUAGUGCUGCACAUAGCCAUGGGCAAGACAGAUCCGGUAACCCAGACGCUGACGAGCAGAAGCCCAAGACCUUCAGCGAGCGCCAAUAUCUGGAGAACAUGAAACAGGACCUAGGUCUUGAGAGCCUCAGAAACGAAGACUUGGGGCAGUAUAUGGAACAAAUGGCCUUGGUCAGAGCUAAGUUUGAUGUGUAUCGGGGAGAAAUGGAGAGGCAGGGCUACGUGCUGGUGCAUUGA